Molecule: messenger RNA, 195 nt
Organism: Penicillium verrucosum
Lineage: Eukaryota; Fungi; Ascomycota; Eurotiomycetes; Eurotiales; Aspergillaceae
Exons: 2
Coding region: 1-195 (64 amino acids)
Source: RefSeq, a predicted model, not a curated record
AUGUCGGCCGCGAAAGCCUUUCCUGUCGGUGAAAACCCGUCGCCCAACGAUUACUUUGCCCGCUUUGCGGCGUUUUUGGACCGUCUGCUGGCCGACUUAACCCCCAGCGAGACGAAGGCUUUCUUGUGGGACCUUUUGGGCAUCCACUACCCCCUCCCAAACCCGGCCCCAGCUGCCGCUCAAGGCGAAUAUUAG